Molecule: messenger RNA, 3759 nt
Organism: Egretta garzetta (little egret)
Lineage: Eukaryota; Metazoa; Chordata; Aves; Pelecaniformes; Ardeidae
Gene: RPA1
Product: replication protein A1
Exons: 16
Coding region: 7-1812 (601 amino acids)
Biological process (GO): double-strand break repair via homologous recombination; nucleotide-excision repair; telomere maintenance via telomerase
Cellular component (GO): DNA replication factor A complex; nucleus
Molecular function (GO): single-stranded telomeric DNA binding; damaged DNA binding
Source: RefSeq, a predicted model, not a curated record
GCCAUAAUGCAGGGGGAGCAGAUCAUCAAGCCCGUGCUGCAAGUCAUUAAUACACGGGCUAUUGCUACAGGAAAUGGGCCACCGCGUUACCGAGUGUUGAUGAGUGAUGGGGUUAACACACUCUCCUCAUUCAUGUUGGCAACUCAGCUGAACUCUCUGGUGGAAGAGGAACGCUUAUCAGCUCAAUGUAUUUGCCAGGUUAACAAAUUCAUUGUCAACACCCUGAAAGAUGGAAGGAGAGUGGUUAUACUGAUGGAUUUAGAUGUUCUGAAAACUGCUGAUAAGGUCGGUGGGAAUAUUGGCAAUCCAGUGCCAUACAAUGAAGGGCAAGGGCAGCAACGUUCUUCAGCUUCAGCAGCAAACCCAGCACCCAGCAAACCACAGCCACAAAAUGGCAAUUUGUCAGUAGCAGGUCCUGCUGCUCCCAAGUACCAUGCUCCCUCAAACCAGUUUGGUAAAGCGAGCACUCCCAGCUCAGUGAAGACACCGGGGGGAUCGCAGGCCAAAGUAGUGCCGAUUGCCAGCUUGAACCCAUACCAAUCGAAGUGGACCAUUUGUGCUCGUGUUACCCAGAAAGGCCAGAUCCGUACGUGGAGCAACUCUCGUGGUGAAGGAAAGCUCUUUUCUAUAGAGCUAGUUGAUGAAAGCGGUGAGAUUAGAGCUACCGCAUUCAAUGAUCAAGCAGACAAGUUCUUUCCACUCAUUGAAUUGAACAAGGUAUAUUAUUUUACCAAAGGCAAUUUGAAGACUGCUAACAAGCAAUAUACAGCUGUUAAGAAUGACUAUGAGAUUACAUUCACUAAUGAGACUUCAGUUGUGCCCUGUGAUGAUGCCCAGCAUCUUCCAUCUGUUCAGUUUGAGUUUGUAUCCAUCUCUGACUUGGAGAACACACCCAAAGACUCUAUUGUUGAUGUAAUUGGAAUUUGUAAGAGCUAUGAAGAUGUCACUAAAAUUACAGUGAAAUCUAACAAUAGGGAGGUAUCUAAGAGGAACGUGCAUCUGAUGGAUACAUCAGGGAAACUGGUGACAGCUACGCUAUGGGGAAAUGAGGCUGAACAGUUUGAUGGUUCUAGACAACCUGUGAUAGCCAUCAAAGGAGCCAGAGUCUCUGAUUUUGGUGGUAGAAGCCUGUCUGUCCUGUCCUCAAGUACAGUUGUCAUCAACCCUGAUAGCCCAGAGGCUUUUAAGCUCCGAGGAUGGUUUGACUCUGAGGGGCAGCUUCUGGAAUGUGCCUCCAUCUCUGAUGUGAGGGGUGGGCCAGCAUCUGGAGCGAAUACCAAUUGGAAAACUUUGUUUGAAGCCAAAUCUGAGAACUUGGGACAAGGAGAUAAGGCAGAUUAUUUUAGCUGUGUGGGCACGGUCGUACAUCUGCGCAAAGAGAACUGUAUGUACCAGGCAUGUCCCUCUCAGGAUUGUAAUAAAAAAGUGAUAGACCAACAAAAUGGACUGUAUCGUUGUGAAAAGUGUGAUCGUGAAUUCCCCAACUUCAAGUACCGCAUGAUGCUUCUGGUGACCAUUGCAGACUGUCUAGACUAUCAGUGGGUGACUUGUUUCCAAGAGUCAGCAGAAUUCAUUCUUGGGCAAAAUGCAGCUUUCCUGGGAGAACUGAAGGAAAAGAACGAGCAGGCAUUUGAAGAAGUGUUCCAAAAUGCAAACUUCAAUACAUAUGAGUUCAGGAUCCGAGUAAAACUGGAGACUUACAAUGAUGAAUCUCGUAUUAAGGCUACAGCACUGGAUGUCAAACCUGUGAACUACAGAGAAUACAGCAAGAGGUUGAUCGCAAGCAUCAGGAGAAAUGCUCAGCUAGGGUGAGGAGGCUGGUGCUGACUGACUGAAGCAUUCAGAAUGUCUGAAAUAACUUUGCUUUCUUACUAUAUGUGAAGCUGAAUUAUAUAACCAUUGUGUUGUCUUUGCAAGACAGUAGUGACACCUUGACACUUUGACUUGUUCAGCAGAGGGUAGGAGGAAGAGUGUCAUACAGCUUUCAGAUAUGGACGAAGGCGAACAGGUCUAUUAGCCCAAGUUAGUUCCUUUCUGUAGAAUUCAAAGGCUUUCUCUUUCCACAGGUGCCAUGCAGUUGUUAAUGCUUGGAAUGGCAAUAUGGUAGAAUUAUUAAUCAAAGAAAUAUCUCUUAUAUCUGAAGAAUAUCCUUCCUUCAGGGUUUAAUAGACUGAGUCAGAUGGGUCUGAUAUUAAUCAAAAUUGUCUCUUCUGAGGAAGGCAGAUAAGCAUUGACUCUCCAUCCCCCAGGGAAAUCUAGGCAACUACAAAGCAUUGCUUUAGUUUUCUCUUCAAUUAAUACUAUGGGUUUUUGACUGAUUUUAGCACACAUUUCCUGCCUGUAUGUAUUUUGUAUGUUUGUAUGUUCAGUUUCUUUUGGUUUUAUUUGUGAUGAUGUUAAUCAGAAACAGGUCUUUAAAUGGGGGGAGCUUUGUUUCAAUAAACACUGUUUAAUUCCUGUGUAGUGAAUUUUGCUUUCUUUGAACACCAAAGACUUCUCAUUACUGGAAAGCAAUUAAUUAGCUUUCAUAAUAACCAUUCACUUGGGGGAGAUGUUACCGUAUUACAAACACUAAGGUUAGACUGAAGAAUGGAGACUUCUUUGCCUGAUGUUAACAGCAUGGAAAUGCAGUGAUAUUUUCACCAUUUCUGUGCCUGAGAAUGCUGAUGAGCUGGCACUUCUGGGAUUUUUAUUGACGUUUACACAGCAGCCUAAAACUAACCAGGCUUUGAGAUUUGUUCAGACAUAGAGCUAGUACAGAAAACAGUAAUUAUGCUACUGGGUUUUUCAGUCAGCAGAGCAUGCUAGCUCUGUGUGCUCCUAAUCACAUUAAUUAUGUGUUCCCUGGCUGCAGCUCACAGCUUGGCAUUUGCUGCACAGCUCCAAGCAUCCCGGCAAUACCGAAGUGGGUCUCUGGUAGCAAAACUGAAAAUUAUUUAUUUAUUUUGCUCUGUAGAGCACUGUUUCUUCAUGUAUUCAGUUAGUGCCCUUUAUUUCCCAUCAUUUCAUGUUUGUCAUCUUAAGUCUUUACGUUUAAGAACGGUAAAUGCCAUUCCCAUUGAUGGACACGAAGGACGUUAUUCUGGGCCCAUUAACGCAAACAACCCCUUCCUCUUUUUUUUUUUUGGAUUCUGAGGAUCAUGACUGGGUUCUUCUGCUGAUGUCUUGAAUUUUUUAUUGAAGUAUUUGUUCCCUCUGACCUUGCUUAUAAAGCAUUGACUAUAAAAUUACAGUCUUCAGCACUGUUCUGGAUUGACAAAUGGUGGGUUAGUGGUGAUAAUCUAUCCUUCCACUCUGCUAACCAGUCUUAGUUCUGCUCCUCCUUUCCUAUCCCUCCUUCCCAGUUUGAGGGGACUGGUAACAAGUGGUAAUGUGAAAUGUUUUCCUUGAGGCUAUUUUCCAAUUCUCAGGCCCAUAUACACCAGAAGUGUUUUUACGGGCGUUUGUGUUAGCGCGUAUUUGCUGGCAUUGCAGCUUUAUGAGACGAUGUUGCACGCCUGCCUCUGUUGGGGCAGCUCAUUCUCCCAGAGGGAAUCGCUGUGCAUCUGUAUUGCUGGGUUUACUAUGCCAUCAGCCAGAGCACUAGAGAUGGAAGGUAUCAAUACUCAAGGGUAUUAAGGUAUCUUACAGGAUCAGUUGAACGACCUUGAGAACUGGAACAGAAAAUCAACUUAAAACAGUUUGUGUGAAAAGUCAUUUAUUUGAGGACUAAUAAAAAAAAAAAAAAAACCAACCCUGCUCUAAAGUGGAUGCUCAUUA